Molecule: messenger RNA, 2719 nt
Organism: Elaeis guineensis (African oil palm)
Lineage: Eukaryota; Viridiplantae; Streptophyta; Magnoliopsida; Arecales; Arecaceae
Product: ubiquitin C-terminal hydrolase 22
Biological process (GO): protein deubiquitination
Molecular function (GO): zinc ion binding; cysteine-type deubiquitinase activity
Source: RefSeq, a predicted model, not a curated record
ACUCAAAGUCCUAAGAGGGCACAGAUGAGGAAAUUCCCAUCACUGCUGAUCAGUCCAGCGACCAUACCCUGCCCCUCUCCCUCGUCCGUACCCUCUCCGAGUCGACUCGUCCCGGCACCUCCCUCAUUCACUCCGAAUUACAAUUAUUAAAUCAUUUAUUUAUUAUUUCCGAAUCAUUUAUUUUGAUCGAAAAAGUGCAUAUCCUCCCUCAUUAAUCCUUCCUGCAGUAAUCUUGUUUUUUUUUUUCUAAAGAAUUAUCUUAUUCUUUUCUAUAUACAAGUUUUCAGAUAAGUUUUAGCAUUUUGCUUGAAGAAACCUUGUUUUGACGGUACCCGCGUUACGAUGACUCACUGAGUUCCGACUCCGAGCCGACCGAUGAGGCUUAUCUCCCCCACGUCGCACCGAUCCGAGGGCCAGAUCCGCCUCCCAUGUCCUCUUCCUUCUCCACUGCUCGCCCCCACCGUCUCCCGCCGCCGUGCCCCCACCUCGUGGCCUACCGCUCCGGCUGCGGGACGCCCCUCCGCUCUCUCCACCGCUGCCUCCGACCCCGCUCCUCCGGCCGGGCGGAGGUCCGCCGCGACCCCGGUGAGGUCCCCCGCUGCGCCUCGUGCCCGCCAACCGCCACACGCCACGGCCCCCGCCUCUACGCCUGUCUCUCCUGCGCCGCGGUCUCCUGCCGCGCCCACGCUCCCGACCACGCCACCCUCGUCCCCAGCCAUGAGAUUGCCCUCGACGUCGACCGCGCCGAGCUCUUCUGCGCCGCCUGCUGCGAUCAGGUGUACGACCCCGAUUUCGACGCCGCCGUCGUGAUCUCCAUCACCUCCUUAUCGUCCUCCCACCUUCCGCCACGCCCGCCGGAGAAGCGGGCGAAGCGGCGGAGGGUGGAAUACCGGGCGUGGGCGCCGGAUCCGAAGGAGCGGGCGGUGAUCGGGCGGAGGUCGAGCCCGUUGAUCGUCCAAGAAGGCAACACCUCUUCCACCACCACCACCACCGCCAACUCCACCACCACCACCGCCAACUCCUCCCCCUCCUCCUCCGUCUCCUCGCCCUCUUCUUUGCCGUGGGGACUGAGGGGUCUCAACAAUCUGGGCAACACCUGCUUCAUGAACUCGGUGCUCCAGGCGCUGCUCCACACGCCGCUGCUGAGGAACUACUUCUUGAGCGAUCGGCACAGCCGCUACGUUUGCCAGCAGAAAAACAAAAAGAAGGGUGGGAGCAAAGAAAAGAGCAAUGUGGCUGAGCAGAAAAAUCCAGCCGGCGGUUCGCAGCCGUGCCUGGCCUGUGAUCUGGACGCAAUGUACUCGGCCGUUUUCGCCGGUGAUCGGAAGCCUUUCAGCCCUGCCAAGUUUCUUCACAGUUGGUGGCAACAUGCAUCAAAUCUUGCUAGUUAUGAACAGCAGGAUGUGCAUGAGUUUUUCAUUUCCAUUCUUGAUGGGAUCCAUGAAAAGGAGCAAGAUCAAUGCAAGCCUCGCAGCCAUGUAGGCAAUGGAGACUGUUGCAUUGCUCAUAAAGUGUUCUCUGGUAUCCUAAGAUCUGAUGUCACCUGUACGAUUUGUGGGUUUACAUCUACCACUUAUGACCCUUGUGUGGACAUAUCUCUGGACUUGGAUUCUAGCCAGGAUCCUAUGAAGAUGGCUACCUCAAAGCUGCAAGCAUGUGAGAGUGAGACAGACUCGUUGUUAACAAGCCAAUGCUAUGGAAUUUCUACCCUCAGUGGAUGCUUGGAGCACUUUACAAGGCCAGAAAAAUUAGGCGCUGAUCAGAAAUUCUUCUGUCAAAACUGUCAAGCGAGGCAAGAAUCCGUGAAGCAGAUGUCCAUUAGAAAGAUUCCGUUGGUCACUUGCUUUCACAUAAAGAGAUUUGAGCACUCUUUAAUUAGAAAUAUGUCGAGAAAGGUUGACCGCUAUCUACAGUUCCCACUUUCCCUAGACAUGGCCCCAUACCUCUCAUCUUCCAUCUUGAGGGCUAGAUGUGGCAACCGCAUCUUUGCUUUUGAUGGGGGGGAUGAUUCAGAUGCAGCUACUGAGUUGGCUUCAGAGUUUGAAUUAUUUGCAGUGCUUACCCACAGUGGCAAUUUAGAAGCGGGCCAUUACAUAACUUAUCUGAGGCUCAAUAAUCAGUGGUAUAAAUGUGAUGACGCAUGGGUCACUCAUGUCAGUGAAAGCAUCGUGAGGGCUUCACAGGCAUAUAUGCUGUUCUAUGUACAGAAAAUCCUCUACUACAAAGCAAGCCAAGAUGUGGUUGCCUCUUGAAUUAUGCAUGGAACGGUGGUCAAAAAAAGGCUCCAGUUGUAACAAGAGUUACAAGAGAGGACCAAGGUGGUUGAAUCUUGAAGUGCUGAUUUGGCUGUGGCGAUAGUCUACCAUUUUAUACAACUGAAACAGGUAUAUUUAGUUACCAAAAAGGCAACAGGUAUACUUAGUAAUUGGCUCAAUCUGACUAAUUCUUUUUAACCGAUGAGUCGUCCAUGAUUGAUACAGCGUGACAAAUGCAAUAGAUCUGAUCUUUGUGGAGUAUAUUCUAAACUCCCUUUCAGGAUUAAAGGGAACCUGAGUUUUUGAGGUGUUCCUAUCAACAAUCGGACGCUUGCUUCUAUGAUCAUAAGUGAGCAGUUAGUUAUGACUCUGUGGCAUCAUUUUGUGACAUCUUUGUUUGACAUUUUUCUGAUACAUAUCAUCAUCACAAUUUAUCAAGCUUGGACGUGCUCUGUCGCCGUUUG